Molecule: messenger RNA, 3127 nt
Organism: Abrus precatorius (Indian licorice)
Lineage: Eukaryota; Viridiplantae; Streptophyta; Magnoliopsida; Fabales; Fabaceae
Product: DExH-box ATP-dependent RNA helicase DExH18, mitochondrial
Exons: 3
Coding region: 313-2772 (819 amino acids)
Biological process (GO): RNA catabolic process; mitochondrial RNA 3'-end processing
Cellular component (GO): mitochondrial degradosome
Molecular function (GO): hydrolase activity, acting on acid anhydrides; RNA helicase activity; ATP binding
Source: RefSeq, a predicted model, not a curated record
ACCUUCCCCAAAGCCUGGCCCAUGAACCACAUUUUCAUGGCGGCACUUCACUGUCAUUAUCAACCAGCCAUUGUUAACCCUUAACCCUUACCAGACCUUUCCCUCCAUUUACUCUCCUUCUCUCAAACCCACCCGAAUUCCGAAUAUCAACAAUUUCAAUUCAAAUAACACCCAUUAUUCUUCCUCUAAUUUGUAAAUUUUUUCUAGUAUUUAAAAAACACACACAAAGCCCUAAUUAAUUCAAAUGCUCCUCUUUUGUGCCCUCUUUCAUUUCAUCAAUUGAAUUGAUUAUUUUCCUCGUUCUCCAUUCCAAUGACUAGAGGCCCUGCCUCCUCUCUCUUGAACUUGUGCACACGUAAGAGAACCCUCUCUAAACUCCAUUCUCUUCUCUUCAACCACUCCCAAUUUCGCACUUUUCAAAACCCGCUUCGCCCUAUUUCGACCCGUUUCCCCAACCCGGUUUUUCUCCCCAAUUUCUUCCAACGUUCGAGUCUAUCCGGCGACAGAAUCCGACCCACGAGGCCCUUUUCCACCGCUGGGGACGAGGGAGGCAGCGUGGAGGCAAAGGAAUGCGAGUUCGACGCAGAUUCUGGUAAGAGUGUUGAUUUUGAGCUUCGAAAUGAGGUUAGUGAUGGUGUUCAUGCUUUUUCUGAACGCAUGGUUGUUGCAAAUGAUUGUAGUAAUGAAUGCAAUUUGGAGAGUGAUGAUUGUGUAGAAUGUGGUAGUAGUGGCGAGGAUGAGGUAAGGAACAAGAGUGAGCAAUAUGUGCACGUGGCAUCACGUGAUCCUGUCGAGUUGUACCGUGAGCUUCGGAGUGUGGAAAAGGGUCCAAAGCUUGUCAGAUUAGAGGUGGAGAUACUGCAGGAAGUGUGCAAUUGGUUUGCCAAAUCAGGUUGGGCAUCCAACCAGGCCCUUGCUAUUUACAUCAGUUUGUCGUUUUUUCCCACUGCGGCGCACAAGUUCCAGAACUUUCUCCGGCGUAAAUGUACUGAUGAUGUUGCUAAGUACUUGGUGUCACUCAGGCCGAGUGAUGCGUCUAAUAAGUUUUUGUUUCCUAUAUUUGUUGAGUAUUGUUUGGAGAAUUUUCCUGAUGAGAUCAAGAGGUUCAGGGGUAUGGUGGAGUCGGCUGACCUCACGAAACCUCACACUUGGUUUCCAUUUGCAAGGGCAAUGAAACGGAAGAUAGUUUAUCAUUGUGGACCGACCAAUAGUGGUAAAACUUAUAAUGCUUUACAGCGGUUUAUGGAGGCAAAAAAGGGGGUUUAUUGUAGUCCACUCAGGUUGUUGGCUAUGGAAGUUUUUGACAAGGUUAAUGCAAAAGGCGUUUAUUGCAGUCUGCUAACUGGGCAAGAAAAGAAGCGUGUGCCAUUUUCAAAUCAUGUAGCAUGUACUGUGGAAAUGGUCUCAACGCAGGAGUUGUAUGAUGUGGCCAUUAUUGAUGAGAUUCAGAUGAUGGCAGAUCGGCAUAGAGGGUAUGCAUGGACAAGGGCGCUCCUUGGGUUGAAGGCUGAUGAGAUACAUUUGUGCGGUGAUCCUAGUGUUUUGGAUAUUGUCAAGAAGAUCUGUCAAGACACAGGAGAUGAAUUGUAUGAGCAGCAUUAUGACAGGUUCAAACCAUUGGUGGUUGAAGCAAAGACCCUGCUUGGAAAUCUUCAAAAUAUCCGAUCUGGGGAUUGUGUAGUUGCAUUCUCAAGGAGAGAGAUAUUUGAGGUUAAGUUGCUCAUUGAGAAGCUGACUAAGCACCGUUGUUGUGUGAUAUACGGUGCUCUGCCACCAGAAACUCGCAGACAGCAAGCUAGUUUAUUCAAUGAUCAAAGUAAUGAAUACGAUGUUCUGGUAGCUAGUGAUGCAGUGGGAAUGGGCCUCAACCUUAACAUUAGAAGGGUGAUUUUUAAUAGCCUUUCAAAGUAUAAUGGUGACAAAAUGGUUCCUGUGCCAGCAUCACAGGUUAAGCAAAUUGCAGGAAGAGCUGGUCGGAGAGGAUGCCUUUAUCCUGAUGGACUUACCACAACCUUGCAUUUAGAUGAUUUGAAUUACUUGAUAGAGUGUUUAAAACAGCCUUUUGAUGAUAUUCAAAGGGUAGGCCUUUUUCCGUUUUACGAGCAGGUUGAAUUGUUUGCUGGGCAACUUCCUAAUAUGACAUUCAACCAGAUUUUAGAAAAAUUUGGUGAAAAUUGCCGUUUGGAUGGAUCAUACUUCUUGUGUCAACAUGAUCACAUAAAGAAAAUUGCUAAUAUGUUAGAGAACGUUCAGGGAUUAUCUCUAGAAGACCGUUUUAACUUUUGUUUUGCUCCUGUUAAUGUCAGAGACCCAAAAGCUAUGUACCAUUUACUUAGAUUUGCUACAUCAUUUGGUCAGAAGCUCCCUGUAAAUGUAGCUAUGGGCAUGCCGAAAUGUUCUGCCCGGAAUGAUGCAGAACUCCUAGACCUUGAGACUAGGCAUCAGGUGUUAUCUAUGUAUUUGUGGUUGUCAAAUCACUUUGAUGAGGAAACAUUUCCAUAUUUUAAAAAAGCUGAGGCAAUGGCUUCAGACAUUGCUGACUUACUGGGUCAAUCCCUCGUGAAAGCUAAUUGGAAACCAGUGUCAAGGAAUAAAGGGAAACCAAAAACUGAAAAAAGUGAAGGGCAAUCAGAAUCAAGGGGUGAAGUUGUAUUGCAAACUGAAAAAAAGGAAAAAGGCCACAGGAGGCCGCAGUCUCUUAUAAAAUUAUAUGAGAAGAAACGGUGUGAAGAUUCCUUACAGCUUGAUCGGUCAAAGGAAAUAGCUGCAUAAUAUGAUUGAUGAGUUUGGAGGUAAUAAUCAACAAACCCUAGGUACAAAGUUGUGUGAAUUAGACCACAUUGGCAAUGCAUGGACAAAAAAUAGGAAAGACCGCGUUAGGAAUGAAGAAUAGUAACAUCCAUAGAAAGAAAAACCUACUACUAGGACCAGGCAUUGUGCAACCUGUUUGUUUUAGUAGAUAACCCAAAUUGGGGUACUGUUGUGGUGUUGCAACUAUUCUGUUUUGUACUCAAUUCAAAUGUAGCCUUGAAAUUUUGUUGAAUUAUAUGCCGACACCUUGAAUACAAGGUUUAAUGUUUUAGGCUCCAUCAUUCUUUUCUAUAUAGUUGAAUAUCCUUUUUUCUGC